AUAUAUAUACGACGGCAGAAGAAGAGCUUACGAAUUCUCAGAUCAUCCGGAAAAGAAAAAAAGCAAAAACGGAAAAUGGCGGAACAACAAGGAGGAGGAGCAAUCGUCGGUGGAACUCGCGAUGUUGAUCUAAAUGCUAACGAUCUUCAAGUCGAGAGUCUCGCUCGUUUCGCUGUCGAUGAGCACAACAAAAACGAGAACGUGACAUUGGAGUACAAGAGACUCCUUGGUGCAAAGACACAGGUUGUGGCUGGAACAAUGCACCAUCUCACUGUAGAGGUGGCUGAUGGUGAGACCAAGAAGGUCUAUGAAGCCAAGGUUUUGGAGAAAGCCUGGGAGAAUCUCAAGCAGUUGGAGAGUUUCAACCACCUUCACGAUGUUUAAUUCCUGACCCCUUUCUGUGUGAUCUCAAACCACGUGAUAAGAGUUCCGGUUUAACUUCUUUAAAAUAAGUGAAUGUGAAUCCCAGUCUUAUGUGUUUGAACUUGUAUCGUCUGUAUCCCUUGGCUUUCGUUUCUGUAUUGCUAUUACCAAACUCUCACUUUCUAUAUCUAUUUCCCAUGGUUUUACAAAUGAUUAUAAUUCCCAUGA
Molecule: messenger RNA, 591 nt
Organism: Camelina sativa (false flax)
Lineage: Eukaryota; Viridiplantae; Streptophyta; Magnoliopsida; Brassicales; Brassicaceae
Product: cysteine proteinase inhibitor 1
Molecular function (GO): cysteine-type endopeptidase inhibitor activity
Source: RefSeq, a predicted model, not a curated record